AUCAUAAUUUAUUAUAAUUUAUUAAAAUAAAGAUGAACUAAAGACUGCAUGUACUCUCAAAUUCAUUUUUAUACCAUUACUGAUUUUAAGUUAGCUAAGGUAAAUUUAACUUGGUAAAAAAAUAUUACAAGUUUAAAGGCAUUCAUAUCCUGGUAUUAAUAUACAAUUCACAAUGGAAAAUCUCAAACAAAUACCAGAAUCCAAAAAAUGUGAACAAGCAAAAUACGAAUACAUAAAAUCGUCUUAUGCAGGGAUGUUUGAAGUGUUACAGUCGUUACGCCAAGAUGAGGUGUUUUGUGAUAUUAAACUUAAGACAGACGAUAAAAAAAUAAUAUUCGCACAUAAAGUGGUGUUAGCAUCGGCAAGUCCAUAUUUCCAUGCAAUGUUCACACAUUUUUCAGAAAGGAAUCAUGAUGUCGUUGUCAUGAAACAGUUAGAUUCCACCGCUUUACAGGUGUUAGUAAACUUUAUUUAUACUGGAAAAAUCGUGAUCACUGAAGAAAACGUUCGGGAUUUGUUAUCAGCUGCAAAUCUGUUACAGUUACAAGAAGUAAAAGAGGCAUGUUGUAAUUUUUUACAGUCACAACUCUGCUCUACAAAUUGUCUCAGUAUAAACGCAAUAGCUGAUUUACAUAGUUGUACGGAAUUGUUAACAAGUUCAGAAUUAUAUAUUCACCAACACUUUUCAGAAGCUGCUGAUGGUGACGAAUUUCUAUCCUUAUCAUCUGAAGAGGUAAUUAAGUUGAUCUCCAGUGAUAAACUUAUAGUUCCAUCUGAAGAAAAAGUAUUUGAAUGUGUUAUUCGUUGGGUAAAACAUGAACUGGGUUCAAGAGAAUGUGUUUUACCACAAUUAAUGGAACACGUACGUUUACCACUAAUAUCAAAUAAUUACAUAUUAAAUAAAGUAAUUGAGGAAUCUCUUAUUAAGGACUGUAUUGAAUGUAAGGAAUACAUAAGAGAAGCAUUACAUUUUCAUAGGCUCAAGCCAGAAGAGCUUAUUCCACAAAACAUCCGGUUCAAACCCAGACAAGCAGAUAAAGUUAUAUUGGCUGUUGAUGGGAUGGAUACUAAAUUUAGCAACGGUACAGAAUUUUUCGAACCAAAAAUGAGCCGAUGGCAUAACGGACCGGAAAUGAUUACAAGCCGUAAAAAUCCCGGUCUAGCUGUAGUGAAUGAUAAUUUAGUGUUUGCCGUGGGUGGUUCUACUGAUCAUUUUGAACCUCUUCGGUCUGUUGAUGUGCUUGAUUUAUCUUCAGAAUCACCUUGUUGGAAACCUAGCGUUGACAUGAUAGUUAAACGAAAUAUUUUAGGAGUCGGUGUCAUAAAUAAUCAUGUCUAUGCCGUCGGCGGACACAAUUACAGUGAUUCUGCAUUAGAUAGUGCAGAAGUUUUUGACUAUAAUACUCAAGAAUGGCAUAUGAUAUCUAGUAUGUCUACUAGAAGAUCCGACCCUGGGAUCGGAGUCCUAGAUAAUCUUCUAUACGCGGCAGGAGGUUUUGAUCAAUCAUCACUGCAGACUUUUGACACUGUUGAAUGUUAUGAUCCCAACAUCGAUACCUGGACACCAGUCGCGAAAAUGUGUGGACGACGCAGAGGUUUUGGUGUAGGAGUUUUAAACGGUGUACUUUAUGCUGUGGGCGGUCAUGAUGGACUUAACUGCCUGAGUAGUGUUGAAGCAUACAGGCCAAGUACAGGAGUUUGGACUACUGUUGCGGACAUGAAUUUUACUCGACUUCGUGCAGGAGUAGUUGCACUAGACGGUUUAUUGUAUGUCGUUGGUGGAUCUUACAACUGUUAUAUUGUCGAUUCUACCGAAUAUUACAGCCCCGAAACGAAUACCUGGACCAUAGUCACAGCGUCAAAAAAUUAUCCACAUACUUCAGGAGGAAUAGUAGCCAUUAAUAUGCCACGACAUUUUAAAACUUGUUCGUAUUCAUGAUUUUUUUUUGAUAUAAUGUAUAAAUGUUUUCUUAUUUUAUAUUAUGAUAUCUUAAUUUAUUUUUUAUUAAUUAUUUAGUAUCCGAAUAUUUUAUUUAAAAGGUUCGUAUUAUAUUCGUCAUUAUAUCGAACAUUUGCAAAUGAUGUACCUAGUUAAAAAUGUUUAGUAUGUUUAAUUUCUAUUUUGAUUAUCCAUAGCUAUGAAUUGAACAUUUAAAUUAAGGUUUGUCAUAAUUAGUUAUUACUGUUAUAAAAAUUCUAUACAAUGUUUACGUAAAUGGAUAAGGUGUGUAAAAUACAUUUUGAGCACUGUCAUAGUGGUGCUUCGAUGUUUACAUUAUAGCAAUGGAAAGAAAAUCCCAAAAAA
This is a messenger RNA of Acyrthosiphon pisum (pea aphid), 2305 nucleotides long. RefSeq names its product ring canal kelch homolog. Gene Ontology annotation, molecular function: protein binding. The coding region runs from base 173 to 1939 and encodes 588 amino acids. Lineage: Eukaryota; Metazoa; Arthropoda; Insecta; Hemiptera; Aphididae. The transcript has 11 exons. The record is from RefSeq and is a predicted model, not a curated record.